UUGGAUUCUCAUUUCUCAGUCACUGAAGCUAUGGCAACCACAAUCACUGCCGCCGGCGUAUCUUACCGUUGUCACUCACCUCUACUUUCUCGCAUUAAGACAUGUUCUUUGUUUCCAUCUCUCUCUUCAAUGCUUGGUCUCUCUCACUUUCACCAUAAGCAACCUUUACAACCGGCCAGAAAGUUCACGACCCGAGCUGCAAGAACUGAGUCCAAAAGGGUCUCUCUCGGCUUCAGACCUCCACAAUUCGAGCUGCCGGAGCCUCUUACAGGAGCAAUAUGGACACUAGAUGACUUCGAAGCAUAUCCUGCUUUACUGGUUAUGUUUAUUUGCAACCAUUGUCCAUUUGUUGUACACUUGAAAAAGGAUAUUGUGAAGCUGACAAAUUUCUAUAUGAAGAAAGGGCUGGCUGUUGUUGCAAUAUCAUCCAAUUCUGUGAUCACACAUCCACAGGACGGACCGAACUUUAUGGCCGAAGAAGCAAAACGAUAUAACUAUCCAUUCCCUUAUCUUUAUGACGAGUUUCAAGAUGUUGCUAUAGAGUUUGGAGCUGUCUGCACACCGGAGUUUUUCUUAUUCAAGAAGGAUGGUCGAAAGCCCUUUGAGUUGGUAUACCAUGGGCAGUUUGAUGACUCACGACCAAAUAAUAAUGUGCCUGUCACUGGACGGGACUUGAGUAUAGCUAUAGACAAUGUUCUUAGUUUUCAACCAGUGUCAUCAGUUCAGAAACCCAGUAUUGGAUGCGGUAUUAAGUGGCACCCAGAAUCAAAGCAGUAGGGCAAUUCUUUGGUUAUUUCAUGAUAUAUUAAUCUACAAUGCUUGAGGAGUGGUGCAAUUUAUUGAUGAUUGGGGAUCAUUCUAGGGUUUGUGUAAAAGUUUCUCUUACUAUAUUUUAUGCCCUCUGUAUAUUCUUGGCGAACCUUCAAUUCCAAUUAUAAUGUAAAAGAUUAUUGUAUCCCUCAUAAUGUGCCUGUAGUGGUGAUGAAUUCCUACUCAUUAUUCUUGUCAAUACUAUCAUUACCCUUCUUGUUAA
This is a messenger RNA of Impatiens glandulifera, 1033 nucleotides long. RefSeq lists its product as uncharacterized. Gene Ontology annotation, molecular function: oxidoreductase activity; antioxidant activity. The record is from RefSeq and is a predicted model, not a curated record. Bases 31 to 777 code for a protein of 248 amino acids. The transcript is spliced from 9 exons. Lineage: Eukaryota; Viridiplantae; Streptophyta; Magnoliopsida; Ericales; Balsaminaceae.